Poecilia latipinna (sailfin molly) is the source of this 3657-nucleotide messenger RNA. It is a transcript of the gene rhpn1, whose product is annotated as rhophilin, Rho GTPase binding protein 1. Gene Ontology annotation, molecular function: protein binding. The transcript is spliced from 16 exons. The record is from RefSeq and is a predicted model, not a curated record. NCBI's taxonomy places the organism in Eukaryota, Metazoa, Chordata, Actinopteri, Cyprinodontiformes, Poeciliidae. Gene Ontology annotation, biological process: negative regulation of stress fiber assembly; signal transduction. The coding region runs from base 577 to 2571 and encodes 664 amino acids.
CUUGUUUUUCAGAAAAUAAUUAUCUUAUGCAUUGUGGCUUUUAUUAUAAGGUUUAAUUCUAAUUUUAACUUAUUUAAUAUUCGUCACAACAGGCGAAUGCGAUUUUUGCUCCAUAUGACUGCAACUGGAUAAACAACUGUGCAGAGACGAACCGGUCAAUCUUCAAAUAUAUUCACGAUUAAUUAAGAAAAUUAAAGAUUAUAAUUCUAUUUUGAAAACAACCCUUUUUAGCGGGAGCAAAGUGUUACUACCAUUAUUUGAGCUGUUUCUAUGUGCGAGGGGAGGUUGCUGCUGCUGCCACCGUUUUGGAGUCGGUACACAAGCCAGUGCCCCUGUCGUAACCAUAACAACAAUCUGAGCAGUAGGAGGUGGGAGGAGUAGAAAGGGUACGCCCUAAGAAACUUCUGAUUGGUCAGUUGAAGUAGGCAAUCUGCCUCUUUCCUCUCCUUAAUUUGCUCCGUCUACUGUCACAUUAAAAAGCCGCUUCCUGAUUGGCUACGUUUCAUCUCCUUUACCCUCCCUUGAGACUUUGAGUUAUCUCUGUCAGACGGCGCCUCGGACGACGACGACGACGACAUGCCCGUGACGCUGCCGACAGACAGCAGCCACAGCGGGAGCAUCCGCAAGGGCUGUGAUCCCUUCGCCCAGACUCAGCGCAGUAAACUGCAGCAUCGACGAGCUCGCAUCAACCAGCAGAUCAACAAGGAGAUGCGCAUGAGAGCAGGAGCGGAGAAUCUUUUUAGGGCAACAACCAACAACAAGGUGAAGGAGACGGUGGCUCUGGAGCUCAGUUUUGUCAACUCCAACCUGCAGCUGCUCAAAGAAGAGCUGGAAGAGCUGAACAGCAACAUGGAGGUCUACCAGACAGACAGUGAUGCCAUUAGUGUUCCCAUGAUCCCCCUUGGCCUUAAAGAAACCAAAGAAGUGGACUUUACUGUUCCCAUCCAGGAUUUCAUCUGUGAGCACUACGGCGAGGACAGCAGUCUGUAUGACAAGGAGAUCAAAGAGCUGAUUGAACUCAGACAGGCGAUGCGCACACCCAGUCGGAGCCAGGCUGGGCUAGAACUGCUGAUGGAGUACUACAAUCAGCUGUACUAUCUGGACCAGCGCUUCUUCUCCUCACACAGGAACCUGGGCGUUCACUUUCACUGGUACGACUCUCUGACGGGGGUCCCAUCGUCCCAGCGUGCGCUGGCUUUUGAGAAGGGAAGCGUGCUGUUCAACAUCGGAGCCCUGCACACGCAGAUCGGAGCGCGGCAGGAUCGCGCCGCUACAGCCGGCAUCGACAAGGCCGUAGACGCCUUUCAGCGAGCUGCAGGUGCAUUUAAUUACCUUAAGGAGAACUUCUCCAACGCUCCAAGUCUGGACAUGAGCGCUCUGUCUCUCAGCAUGCUGGUUCGCCUAAUGGUUGCUCAGGUGCAGGAGUGUGUGUUUGAACGCAUCACAAUCACCACCCGGGACACUAAGUUUACCUCCCAACUCCAGCUGGCACAAGAAGCUGCACAGGUGUCGGAUGUUUACUCGCUGGUGCACCAGACGAUGACGCAACCCCUGAUGAAGGACUAUGUGCCAUUUUCAUGGGCCUCCAUGGUUCAAGUCAAAUCUGAACACUUCCGUGCUCUUUCCCACUAUUACGCUGCUGCUGCGCUCUGUGACCACACAGUAUCUUUUGAUGGAGAAGAGUGUGAUAAGGAGUCAGACAAGGCCUUCCUCAAGUUUUAUGUCAAUAUUGCUUCAGGACAAACUCUCAGCCAGAUCCUGCAGGAUCCUGAAAAAAGGCGAAAGCUCGGUAAAGCCCACCUUCGGCGUGCGGUUAUGAGGCACGAGGAGGCCAUGCGUGUCCACAGUCUGUGUAAGAUCCUGAGGAAGAUGGACAUCCUGCAGGACGUCCUGUGUCAAACACACAAGCGUUCCUUGGAGAAGUACUUGGAGCUGGACCGCGAAGACGACUUUGACGAAACAGCAGAAGCCCCAGAGAUACAAGCUCAUACUCAGCAGAAACCAGACAUCACUCCACCAAGCUUCACUACAGUCCAGGUUUCUGACAUCUUUCAAAGACUGGGCCCCUUGUCAGUGUUCUGCUCAAGGGCCCACUGGGGCCCCCCACGUGUGAUCCGCCUGCAGAAAAGAGAAGGUGGGAUGGGUCUCACACUCCGAGGGGACUCCCCUGUCCUGGUUGCUGGAGUCGUACCUGGAGGCUGUGCAGAGGAGGCAGGACUAAGAGAGGGAGACUACAUUGUAGCAGUGGAUGGACAAGACUGUAAGUGGGCCAAACACGGGGAGGUGGUCCUCAUGCUGACGAGCAGCAGUGACAGAGAAGUAGAGAUCAGUGUGGUGACGUUACACUCACAUGACACACAGGUGGAGAGAAAGGCGGCAAUGUUGUCCCUCAGCAGCGACAAAGAAAACAGUCGCCAAAGGCUGCUGGGCGGGGCCAAGGGGCAGAGCUCCGGCUCCUUGUUGAACUGGAACAGGAAGAAAAAGAGGGAAGGCGGCGGUGUCGCCAAGAAACUAGGAAGCACUUUUAGUUUGUCUUUUGGAAAUAUCCGUGACACGGAGACCAUGUACUGAGACGGGACUGUGGAGGAAUCACUCAGGGACCCACAACAGCAGAGAAGGUACGGUGUGCAGCAACGGUUCAAGGAGCUCAAGCAUAGAAAGGCAAGUCUCUCUGGAGAACUGGACAAUUUUUUAAGUCAAAAUGUGAGUUUUUUUUGGCAAAACCUGCCUAUAAAGAAGCUGUGAUAUAAUCAUGUAAUGAAAAACUCUACUUUAAAACAUCAUGGCUUUGCUUUUACUGUGCAUACUUUUAAAAAAAAAUUUGUAAAUUUACUGUUUCUACAAAAUGACACUUAUGGAAAUCAUGACCAGAGGGCAACAACAGUACUAAAGGGAGUUUCAGUAUUAUUGGAAAAAUAGGUUAUUUUCUCCAGCUAAAGAAGCCUCAGUGGUUGCAUCCUCAAGUUUUCAGUACAUACUGUACCAAGUUAUGCUGUGAGGGUUGAAGAAUGUGUUGUUAGUUGAAAAAGUUUUUGGGCUUAGUUUUAGGAUAGAUAAAAUCACCCUCACUUAAAAAAUGUUAAGUCAAACAUUUCUUUAAAAAGUUGAACGAUGUUGUUUAGACAUGUUUUAAUUUUAUUUUCAAUCUUUGUUUUCAUCAGCAUCAGCCUUUUGUAUGCAGGUCUUGGAAUAAGACACUUAUGAUCAAAUGAGGGAAUGUAUUGUGCUGCAUUUAGAAACCCGUUUGAUUUUAUUGGUUUUACUACAAAAGAAAAUUCAGAUCCAGAAAAGAUACUUUUAUCACACUGCUGAAGGAGCCUACAGGGAUUGUGAUUAAGAAUUAGAAACAGUAUAAAUAUGUAAUGUUUUAUUAUAAGCCAAUGGUGCUGACUGUGUUUUAAUGAAUUAAAAUAUUACUUUGUGAGGUUCAAGAAGAUUUAAAUUCACCUUGGUACUGCAACCGUUAACCCGCUCAUUUAGCACAGACAGAAAAACAGUAGUUGCUGAUGAAAGCAAAUAUUGGGGAAAAAAACAAAAGGGUCAUAUUUGGAGAGAGGAGUUAUCAAUUAUAAGCUGCAAAUCAGACCAAUUUUCUGUUCACACUACAGGGGGCGCCCUUUCACACUGACCGGACAAAAAAAAAAAAGCAAUAAAAAG